Amphiprion ocellaris (clown anemonefish) is the source of this 2764-nucleotide messenger RNA. RefSeq names its product ubiquitin conjugating enzyme E2 Wb (gene ube2wb). The coding region runs from base 50 to 505 and encodes 151 amino acids. Lineage: Eukaryota; Metazoa; Chordata; Actinopteri; Pomacentridae. The transcript is spliced from 6 exons. The record is from RefSeq and is a predicted model, not a curated record.
GCCUGACGUACAGUCCUCCUCUCUGCGCUGAUGCAGGGGGGUUUCCAUCAUGGCGUCGAUGCAGAAAAGGCUACAAAAGGAAUUAUUAGCCCUGCAAAAUGAUCCACCCCCAGGAAUGACGCUCAACGAAAAAAGUGUACAGAACACCAUUACACAGUGGAUUGUAGAUAUGGAGGGAGCACCUGGUACACUGUAUGAAGGAGAGAAAUUUCAGCUGCUUUUCAAAUUUAGUAGUCGAUAUCCUUUUGAUUCACCUCAGGUAAUGUUCACAGGAGAGAAUAUACCUGUCCACCCACAUGUGUAUAGCAAUGGUCACAUCUGUCUAUCUAUUCUAACGGAGGAUUGGUCGCCAGCCCUCUCAGUGCAAUCAGUUUGUCUUAGCAUUAUCAGCAUGUUGUCCAGCUGCAAAGAAAAGAGACGACCGCCUGAUAACUCCUUUUAUGUAAGAACGUGUAACAAAAAUCCAAAGAAAACAAAAUGGUGGUAUCAUGAUGAUACAUGCUAAUGUACAAACUUUGUAAUAACCGUAGAAGAAAGAAGUCCUACUGACCUACGUAAAGCACUUUUUAAUCAUUCAGUCUUUGAACUCUAACCUUUGACUGGAACAAUGGACACCAUGCGCUGGAGGCUCUUGACUGCAUUUCCCCCCCCCGUGGGCAGUUGGCUGCAUGUUUUAGUUGGUUGUAAAAUAGAAAACGAAAAUAAAGGAACGUCUAGAUGCACCCAAGAUGAAUUGUUUCUGGCAGAAAGGUCGUAAUGCAGCGAGCACGAAAGGCGGAUUUGUAGUGCGAUAAUUAUAAUUCCUGUUUUCAGAUUAUUGUUGUUACUUUUUUGUUUGUGUGUGGGUGCAUUUUAAGGUCCUUGUGUUGUGCAAUAAUAACUGAUGGAUGCAUGCUUGGGCCUACAAAGAGAUAUCCAAAUCUAAUCGUCUUCUGGAAGGGAUCUGACCAUCAACACCCCAAGAAAAUGCUUCAUCUGUUUGUUUAUUAUUAAUAUUAUUAUUAUUAUUAUAUGCACUGUGAAAGUAAUUAGUUUAAAAAGGCACUAUUAGUACAUUAUUCCAAACUUGCAGAUGUACUGUAAGUAGUCCUCCACUUAUCAGGUUUAAGGGUUUUAGUUUGAAACCACUGUAUCAAGAGUACACGCAGUUUUCUUCAUUUCCUGAGGUGAAACCAGGUUGCAGUUCUUCCUGCCGUUGGACAGAAUGUCGGUACAGAUGGGAAUAAUACAGAUAUGACGACAGAUCUUGUAGUCAUCCGAUGACCUCAGUGUACAUCUCCUCGUAAAGUUGGGCUGAACUCGUGUAGUGUUCACUAGUCCAGCCUUCAAGAUGUGCAGCAGCCUCUCUUCCAUUUAAAGAAUGUCUGUAAGAGAACAUUGUCGCACGAUCCAUUUUUAUUUGUAUGAUACCUUUUUUUUUUAUUUCAUGCUUUAAUCUUCUAAAAUGUUUGAUUUUAAAUGUCUUUUUUGUACUGUUUUUUUUUUCUUUUUUUCGACUAGCUGAUACUUUGAAAAGGGGGGUUGUUUUGAUGGGUCAGUAAGUUUUUGAAUCUUUCGUUUUUGUAUUUGUUAUUUAAUUUAAAUCUUCAUUUGAUCUCCAGAGCGGCAAUGAAUGAUGAAAAGGAGAGUCUUUUCUCGAAGUCAUAAAGACGAGGCUUUUGUGAUUCCCCCUGGUCAGAGUUUUGGCUCAGGUACUUUUUUCAAUAAAGAGAUCACCUCUAAAAAGAUACCUAUCAGAUAUUUUGAAUUUACCUAUAUUUUCACCAAAAGAGACUGUUAUGUUGUAAACGUAUAACAUGUCUGAAACUAUUGUAUAUAAGUCUUUGAAUUGUUGGAUGAUGUGAAAGAACUUAGCAGAGGAUGCAUUUACUUUAUAGCAGAAUGAUAAUAGGAGUGCUUUAUUUCAUUGGAAGUUAGUCUGCAUCUUUUGCUAAUUAGGAUGUGUACAGUCAGCUACAAACAUGGUAUGGUAAGAAAAAAAAUAGUAGUUUUACAGUGGGGGUGCAUGCAAUUUUAAACCCUACUUUUUCUUAUUGGCAUCAAACAUUGUGGCAACUUUUAGUCUUUCCAUACCUUAGGUAAUGUUUUACGGGAUGGAUCUUACAAAGCUCACCUCCAGAGGCUGUGGUCAUUUUAGACUAAUCACUCCAUCCCUAAAGAAUCGUUUAUCGUCAUCCAGUCAGAGAUACUUGAAUUUUCCAUCUUGGGUUGUUUGUAUUUACUUUUUCCAGGGUCUAGCUGAGUUUCUUGAAUGAACUUGAGUGAAUGUGAUGAUACUCUAUACUGUAGAGGAGAUUACCACAGCACACCGCUAUCUCAAAAAAAUACUAUAUUGAUAACUUAAAGACAUCUAUUUAACCAAUGAUUUUUUUUUUUUUUAUUCGCUUCAUUGCAUUGGGUCUAGUUUAGCUGUCGCUGUGCUUGGAGGAAAGACAGUGGGACUGAUGAUUGUUUGAAUGCAGUCACAACAGCAUCUGCAGAGACAAAAGGCCUUGAUCCAAUGGGCAGUAGAUCAGAGGAGAUAUGAAAAACUUGAGUGACUAUGUUACAAGGGUUUGGAUGUGAUGUUUUUUUUUUUCUUAGGUUGCUUUUUUUUUCCUUUUCAAUGUGGUUUGGACUCUUAGCUUGCAGGUUGUUGUGAGUGAUCAACACUAAUGAGGGUGUGUUAUUUAUAUUUGAAAUUUUGUUCUGGGAUGUGCAAGCUCCAUGUAAUAGGUGCCUGUUCAUUUUCAUAAUCAAUAAUAAAAGCAAAGAUUCACUUUUA